This is a messenger RNA of Mercenaria mercenaria, 7435 nucleotides long. RefSeq lists its product as uncharacterized. The record is from RefSeq and is a predicted model, not a curated record. Gene Ontology annotation, cellular component: membrane. The transcript is spliced from 3 exons. Bases 106 to 915 code for a protein of 269 amino acids. Gene Ontology annotation, biological process: immune response. NCBI's taxonomy places the organism in Eukaryota, Metazoa, Mollusca, Bivalvia, Venerida, Veneridae. Gene Ontology annotation, molecular function: tumor necrosis factor receptor binding.
CAAGGUACAUGGCAAAGUUAUAAAUAUUGCAGCAAAAUCGCGCAGUUAUCAAUAAUACGCCGCAUGAUGUAGUGUAAACUUCGUAACAAGCCGUUAGUAUUCAAAAUGGAAAAUGGGGUAAAGCUUGGAGUAACAAUUACUAUUGCUGGGGUUGUAGUAGGUCUGGUGGUUAUUCUUGCGCUUGUCACAACAAUGCCUGACCUACCUACGACCACGCAAAAUGACCAACUAUGUUUGCCCAAUGAAUCUGGAAAUUUAUCAUGUGGAUCUUCAACAGAACUACUGCACAACUACCUGCAGAGAAUUAUUUCCUCCAAGUACGACGAGAUCCAGAAAGAAGAAGAAGAUCGUCAACAGAAGAUUCUGGAUGAAAACAGAGUUCGGCUAAUGAGCAUCUACGACAAGGCGUACUGGGAAAUGAAACCGGCUGCCAAGCUUACGGGGAUGAAGCAACCUGAACUAAGACCAAAUGAUAUUGGGGCAGAAAUGACUCCAGUAAGAGCAUGGCGCCAUGGAAGAGAACUGUACGGCACGGACGGUUUUGAAAGAUACGGAAUACUGUACAGAAACGGGCGUUUAGUAGUACCAGUAUCUGGCACGUACCUCGUAUACUCCUAUCUUGACAUGUUCGAGCCUUGCGAUCCUUCUACCGGUAAACCGAAUAACAACAAUGGUAGAAGUAAAGCAAUAAAGCACGGGAUUUUCAAAUUUAAUAUUCUCGAUGGGGAAGAAAAUGAAAUAGUUUCGAGCGUGCAACCGCAUCAGGUUUCAAGUAACCGAUUAUUCAAUUCAUACAGUAGUUACAUUUCUUCCCUCGCAAACCUCAAAGCUGGCGAUGAAUUAUUGGUAAAAGUCAGCAAUUUAACCUAUCUAAGAUACACGAGAGGUAACUCUUUUGGCGUUAAUUUGAUAUAAACUUGAUUUUUGCAAAAACAGUAAAGGUUUUAAAAGAAUGAAAUAAAAGGCGAUUUGAUUCAUUCUUUCCUUGGUGCAGGUUGACAAACUAGCCCAAAUAUCCAAAUCGGGGCCAAAUUGUCAAUUGGUUAACGGAAAAUGUUGAAUAAGGUGCCAAUGUUUAAGUUAAUAUGUAAUGUUUAUAAAAUGGAUAGAUAUGAAAAUAUCUACAUAUUAUGUAUUUUAAAUUUCUUCUGUUGAUCUUAAAAAUAAGGCGCUCAUGCAGCUUCGCAUUGUAUAUCUUGAUUUUAUCAAGAUUUCGACCACAGCUCAAAACAUUAUCAGAAACAUAGGGUGUGCUUUAACAAGUAAGUUUGAAUUUUAGAUAGAUUUCUCCCAGAAAGAAGGCUCUUAGUCCAGUAUUCGGCGCUCAGUAAGAUCGGAUAUAUUACAUGAUAGAGCGCCAUUAAAUGCAAGUUUAUACACAAUAGUACGCAAAAGACACGUGCCUAUCCAAAAAUGAACUAUUGUUGAAAACGGCCCCGUAUAGAAUUGGCAAGCGUUGUUUGUCCAAAUUAAAUCGCGACCAAAUUUCUCAAGAAGAGACUUGCCGAAGGCAAUAAAAGAACAGAGGUUUGUGAACAGAAAUAAAGCUUUAAAAGCCGCCUUCGCCAGUAUUGGCUGUUUGGAUUGAUAAAUGAAAAAAAGUGCUGAAUGGAAUGGUAGUUACAUGGAUUUCUAUUAACUUCAAUUAGCAGUAUCAAGUUUCGAAAAUUGCAUAAAACUUUCUAUCCAUUGCUUGAAAUGUUAACAUUACUGUCCGAUUUCUUUAUCUGGCGAAUAUGACUCAGGUUUUUAUCAUAUCGUGUACAUUAGUGUUCGUGAUUUUACAAUAUUGUCACAUUUUAUAACCGAUUCGGAGUGAUAAACAUAUUAAAAAACAUGAACCUGCCAUCAUAGCAUUUCGAUUCUGAUAUGUCUUUUAUGUAGGCAAGUGGAAGCAAUAGGGAAGGACUAUUUCUAGACGCAUGUAUGAUGUCAAAUAUGAUAGGUCGACGUCACGUCCACGUAAUCGUGUUUUAACAAUUAUUUAAACACGGGAGUAAAGACAUCCCUCGAAAUUAUUUAGGAGUGCGUAGACGUCUAGUUAGUUAUUAUGCGCACCUAAAUAAUCGAUUUAGGUAGUGUGAAAAUUUAGCGUUACACCGCUCUGUUGUGCAUUUCGAUCCUGAAAAAUGUCUUUUAUAUAAAGCAAUCAAUCAGAUAUGGUAGCACUCUUUCUUGGUGCAUGUAUGGCGCUAAAUAAUAUGUCAGUGUGACUUCAAUAUCCAUAUUCUUUUUCAUGUUUGUUUAUUAUAGAAUAGUAUACAGAUAAAGCAAGAAAGAGCUUUACAGAUAAUAAUUUGAAAUUUGUUGAACUUUCUUAACUUGGUCAAAUUCCUGACGCUAGGUCUAAUCAAGAAUUUUAGGAUUGUAUCUGGCAAAAUAACGUUAGUUGAUCAAAAAGAAUUCCUUAAUAACGCAUGCUUUCCUUUCUUUUUUAUUACUUUAACUCUGAAACAUGCAGUUAUUUUCAAAAAAUAUAACUCGAUCCGAUAACAAAAUGUUAUUUACGUUAAUAAAAACGAAUAUUUUCUAUUGUUUGUAUGUUUAAUAAAAAUUUAUAUGAAUAUUGUUUUAAAUAAAUGUAAGUAUUUUAGAAGAUAAACAUGAAAAAAUGUUAAUCAAUAUUUAUUUUGUACGCACAUGGUUAUGUAAAUGUUGAGUUCUGCUUAAUCCGUGGCUAGAGGGCGUGGGCGGUAGCAUGCAUUUCCACUACCGUCCAUGAACAGGCUCAAUCAAACCAAGUCAGUAACAUUUUCAUGUUUCUCGUGUUGAGCGAUCUAUUGAGUUUCCAUAUUUUCUAUUCCUUAAUUCAUCAAUAGUCAUACUAAAUACAAUAGAAUUAUUCUUUCGUAUACAAAAGUUACACAUAUACAUUGAUUCAAAUUUGGUUAGAACAAAUGAAAGACAAAAUCUUUUUCAUUUUCAUUUAAAGCUGUAAAAAAGAAAUUUGUCGUUUUUUGCUUGAAAAGAACCUUUGCAUUUUUGAUAGAAAUAUAAUUAUUCUUCUUUAUGUUCAGUAACUUGUCUUUUGUAUAUUGUUUGGUGUAUUUAACAUGCUUUUUUGUUUGUUUGUUUAUUUACUCUGUAAUAUUGUCUGUGCUUAUACAUAUAUAUAUAUCCCUUUUUACCCUUUAAGUUUUAGCUUUGGGGAGGUAGCGUUCAUUGACCAUUGUUCCUUAAUGUCAGCACGUUUUUAAUUAUAGGUUUUAUAUAAUAUUUUAGAUUUCAGUUCAAGUUUUUGCUAUGCAUAUGCUGUGCGUAUUAAAUCGUUUUCUAUAAUAUACAUUCUGUAAAAGUGUACCAGAACAAUUUUUUUAUAUUAUUAUACUUUCUUUAAAAGCAGAAUGUUCUUGGUUACAAGCCCGGUGACUUUAUCGUUUUUUUUCUACCCUGUUAUGGUUUUAUCCCUUUUGUUGUUAUAUUUCAUCUUUUUUUUGCCAUACAUAUUACUCACAUUGCGUUUUAUAUCAAACUAUAUUAAAACUCUUUGUGCGCGUAGGGGACAACCAGACUUAUAAGCAGACUGUAACAGCAGAGUUUGAUAAGUCUGCUUUUGAAAAGUAUAAUAAAGUGCAGCAUCUAUGAUGCCUUUUGGCACUGCAACUGAUCGUUUUUUUAAAAAAAAAAAAUGUAACAAAGAUCUGGGAGCUGUACAUCAUCAUUUACAUCAUUAGAUAUAUUCAUUAAAUUAUGAUAUAGAAAAUACUCCUUAAAUGUAUUUAACAAUAUGAAAUAUCUAUAUUUAUGCAUGUAUGAUUCUAGGGACAGCCAUACAGUUACAGUGAUUUGUAAGAAAAUAAAUCUUCCACUUUUUUAAUGUUAAUAUACAUUAAUACUAUGUUUAAUUAUACAAAUAUUAAGAAAUUUAUACUGUGUUUAACUAUAAACUACAAUAACAUCGUAUUAUUCUAAACCUUUUAUAUAGUACAGUAAUUACAUGAACUUGUUAAUUUUAUAUAUACAUAAACUAUAUGUAAUAAUAUAUAAAUAUUUUAUAUGACAGCGUGUGUGACAUUGAUAUUGUCAACCCGAGGGCAGAAUGUCACUCGAGGCGAAAGCCGAUAGGUGACAUUCUGUUUCGAGGGUUGACAAUAUCAAUGCCACACACACUGUCAUAUGAUAUUUAUUUUAUUAUACCGAACAAAAUUAAGCACAUAAAAUGUUUUUAAAAUGUUUUUAAUUCAUUUAAUUCAACAGUUUCAUCUUUAGCGCGGUAAUCGCCUGUGUACAUUUUGAAUAAUGACGUCAUUACAAUAUGACAUUGUGUGCAAGGGAGGCAAUCAUUUGGCUAAAAAAUUGAAGCAGUUAUUUCCCCUUAUAUGACAUUCAAAAUAUCAGCGCGGUCGCAUGACCUGACAGUCACUUUCGCUUCGUCACGUGUCAAAAAGGUUGAAAAUGUUUCUGAUUUACCAAAAUAAAUUACCCGAUAAUUUGAAAAAUACUGCAAUGCCAUUGGACAAAAAUUAAUUUCAAACACUAAGUUGUGACAAAGUAAAUGGGUAGAAUGAAUUAAGAUGGAAUAUUCUUGAUCAACACCAAAUAUAGGAGGAUGUGGACGACGUCCUAUUGAUACAAGAAAUUAUGACUUUGUUGGUAAAUGAAUACAUAGUGCACAUAUUUUUUUUUUCAACCCGAUUCUUUUUCUUUCUUUUUUUAGUUUUAUUAAUACAAUUUACUUUUUGAUUCAAGAUUGGACUAACAUUACUUUUAACAUGUUUAAUGAUUACUAAUAUUAAAAAACCCCAAAAAACAAUAUGUAUCUCGUCUUCAAACUCCUGUAUUAUUCACCAUCACACAGAUUUUGGUUGAUAUAUUUUAUUAUAAAGUUGAGGUCAGCAGUAUGUGUUUUUACAGAGAUGUAUAGAAUGAUACUGACCGAGGACGCAGUCCGAGGUCAAUAUCAUUUUUACAGGUCCGUAAUAACACAUAUUGACCGGAACGUAAGUCUAUAAUUGUUGUAUUAUUUGCCCUUCUCAAAUACAUUCAUUUGACUGGCUCAUAUUUCAUACAUAUGAGAAAAUGUGAUAUAGUCAUUAUCACUUAUGCAGGUCAAUAUCGCUUUUUGCGGACCCGCGCGUGCACUUAUUUCGACCAAUCAAAUUAGCACAUUUGAGAAGGGUAAAUAAUGUAAAGAAAUAAAUACAUGUUUAGUUAAUAUACUAAUAUUAAAUUAUUAGAUAUUUCAGAUAUUGCUAAAAAAAGCCUUUGGGUAUUUAACAUAAACAUAUUCAUUUUUAGAAUCAGAUAUUUACACAGAGAUUUCCAACAAAAAUAACACUUCUUGUACUUGAAAUUAAAAUAAUCGUACAUAUCUUGAACUGAUAUAUAAUUUGAUUACAUGUAUAUCUGGGCCAUCCAAAUGAAUAAGAUAUCCAAGAAAAUUCCGUUUACUUAUUUGAAUAAUCAGAGUGUGAUGUGACAGGGAAAUUAAUCACGAACUAAAUCUGUACAUAAGUUUUUAAAGAAUAUGUUAAGCGUUUAAAUCAAAGAAGAAAAAAUGACCUAACGUAUUUGUCUGUAUGACAAGUGUUUUCUCAAGCUUCAGAACAGCGUAGAUUUCUUAUUCCACACUGUUCCUUGGGUUGGUUCGGAAAGCCAAGUCUUAUACGGGUGGACGGAUAGCUCAGUGGUUUGCACACUGGCCUUCCAAUCCUGAGGUUGGGGUUCGAUCCCCGGCAGCUACUCGGGAAUUUUCAGAAACGCUUUUCAGUGUUUCCCACCCAACUAGAGGUGUACUGGUCAGGAACCCAGGCAAUCCUUGCGUGUAUCAGUGCUAUACACUGGGCACGUUAAAGAACCAGGCUAUCUAUUCGAAACGAGCUAGGCUAAGUUAGCCGGACAAGCCUGUAUCUGAUUUCUAAUCUCUCAGUCGUUGGGGCUUUGUCUCACUCUGUCCCUCUGGUCAGAUCGCUCUGUCUGUACUAGUAGAGGAUGAAUUAUGCGCCCUGUGUGGCUGCAUUUUGAACUCUGUUAAGCGCCUUUGAACGUGAAAUUGAUCAUGAAAAGGGCGCUAUAUAAAUCUGGUAUAAUAAUAAUAAUUAUACAAGCAGGCAUGCAUUGUUUUUAGCCAAGUUUCUUGCUUUUAGGAUAUCUUAGAAACAGGAGAAGGUAGACGAAGCUUGUUUAGUGGCAAGUUAUGAUAACAGAAUAUCUUGCACUUUAUUAUAUAGUGAACAUAUUCCAUGUAUUAUUAAUUCAUCAGUGUUAAGUUAAUUUUCAGAUGCUUUUUACGUACUUAUUGUAUUAUCAUGUUAUCAUACUUGUUUUUUCGUAAAUUUAAACUUUCCCUACAUGCCUAUAAAUAAGCAGCCUGUUUUUAUAUGGAUCUAUAUAUUCUGUUGGAAAGUACGGUUAUGAUGUAUUUUAAAGCACAAAUAUUGUGCAUGUAUCUUAUUAUUGGACUGAUUUCUGUCUAAGGUGUAUGAUACUGAAUUUCAGCAAUGACAAUGAUUUCUGUAUAUUUGUUUUCAUACUUUUUAGUGGCAGCUAUCAAUUCAAGUGCAAUAUAAUUUACACUAUUGAUAAGUGAUUUCAAUAAAAUAUCUAUAAAAUACACGAAAAGAUACAUAUUUUAAUUAAAAGCUUUCUUCGGGUGUAAUGUUCAAUAAAUCUCACGCUUUCUUAAUAUUUUGACAAUGUCUAAGAUGUCUUAAAAUAUUACACCAAGAGAAAGCUUCCGAUGUUGUGUACAUGAGUGUAUUCUAGUGUACAAUUUUGAUAUUUCACAUUUUUGUUAAAUUUUUGUAUUUUAAAUAUUUCAGCAUGUUGAAGUGAAGCAAAACUGUUUCGUUGGUAAUAAAAAUAAAUAUAAUAUGAUUUGCUCGUAAAUAAAAACAAGUUUUAGGUAACGUAGUUUGAUGAAAGUUGUUAUUUAAUAUAGCCAUGUACAUAAUGACUUUGAAAGAUAUAGCAUUUGAGAAAGAUUGAAUUUGUUCUUUUAUUACUCCUAAUAGUCAGAAUUAUAUCCUAGAAAUUAUUUCAAGUUAUGUCAGAGAAGUCAUCUAAUUGUUGUUCCUUAAACCAGGCUUAUAAAACACAAAAACAUUAGUUAUGUAAUCACUUGAUUUGAAUAUGUUUGUUCAGAGAAUUCAUCUAAUUGUUUUUCCUUGAAACAGGCUUCUAAAACACAAAACGCAUUAGUUAUGUAGUCAUUUGAUUUGAAUAUGUUUGUUCUUCAAGUUGCAAUAAUUAUGAAGACAGUGAAAUUCUACGAAAAGACAUUCAAUUUGAUGUCUUUUUAAUGUCUGUGCAAAAUAAGUUUUAUUCAAUUUUCAUAAGGAUAUAUUAAGUGUUAACUGACGAAGACAAGGUGUGGCUUACAAGUUUAACUUAGCAAAUUUGUUAAGCUAUCAAAUGCUGACUUACGGUAUUGGUAAAGAAAAUAAUAUUAGGAAAUAACUUGAAACAGUGAAAGACAAUAAAUGAUAUAAGCAAA